This is a messenger RNA of Scomber japonicus (chub mackerel), 393 nucleotides long. Its product is annotated as glycoprotein hormone beta-5-like. The coding region runs from base 1 to 393 and encodes 130 amino acids. Gene Ontology annotation, biological process: regulation of thyroid hormone receptor signaling pathway; G protein-coupled receptor signaling pathway. Gene Ontology annotation, cellular component: cytoplasm; extracellular region. The transcript has 2 exons. Gene Ontology annotation, molecular function: hormone activity. NCBI's taxonomy places the organism in Eukaryota, Metazoa, Chordata, Actinopteri, Scombriformes, Scombridae. The record is from RefSeq and is a predicted model, not a curated record.
AUGCAUCUACAUCCCAUGUCCCUCUCCUUCCUACUCCUCCUGGUUGCCUGGGCAGCCGUGGUGUGUGUUGCUGUGACGACCACCACGCUCCACGGUUUCCGAGGCUGUGCAGUACGAGAGUUCUCCUUUGUGGCCCAGAAGCCUGGCUGCAAGGGACUGCGUAUCACUACGGAGGCCUGCUGGGGGCGCUGUCACACCUGGGAGAAACCUGUACCCGAUCCUCCCUACAUCCAGCGACAACACCGUGUGUGUACGUACAGUCGUACCCGUCACAUGACUGCCCGCCUGCCGGGCUGCCAGCCCAACAUCUCUUCUCUGUACCACUACCCCAUGGCUCUGCACUGCCACUGUGCUGUCUGCUCUACACAGGACACCGAGUGUGAGACCUUCUGA